This is a messenger RNA of Puccinia triticina, 1329 nucleotides long. RefSeq lists its product as uncharacterized. Bases 1 to 1329 code for a protein of 442 amino acids. The record is from RefSeq and is a predicted model, not a curated record. Gene Ontology annotation, biological process: acyl-CoA metabolic process; fatty acid catabolic process. Gene Ontology annotation, molecular function: fatty acyl-CoA hydrolase activity. Gene Ontology annotation, cellular component: peroxisomal matrix. The transcript is spliced from 8 exons. Lineage: Eukaryota; Fungi; Basidiomycota; Pucciniomycetes; Pucciniales; Pucciniaceae.
AUGGGUUCAGCUUCCGACCACCAGAGUUCAUCUGCGACCUUAACACAAGUCCCAGCCACCGUACGGGCGUGUGCCGUUGCCCUAGAUGCAGUGACCCCGCUGGGCCGGGUCGCCUCAGCCUGUCCAUCUUUUAUCUCCCGCCGGUCCUAUGCCACUUGUGGUGUAAACAAAACUGUAUUGUGCCUUGAAGUUGUAAUAUUCCAUAAAUCAGAACUAGGCUUUGGCGAUGAAAUAUUGCCCCCUUCCACCUCUAAAGAGACUCGUCGAGAGGGAUGGGCCUAUGGAUCCUCACGAUCUGUCCAGUCGACACCCCACUCGUUCAAGAUGGCAUUAUCAAAACAGGGACCACAUAUAGAAGAGCUUAUUGAAUUGCAGGAUAUGAAUGAGGAUAUGUUCAAAUCAGUAAUGCUCUGGACGCUAGAUAGCGGUACUAAUGUCUUUGGUGGGAUUGUGAUUGCUCAAGCUACACAUGCAGCGGUCAAGACCGUUGAAGCUGGGUUCCAUCUCCACUCACUUCAUUGCUACUUUUCAGGCUUUGCCGCUGCCAAUUUACCAACCGGGAUCGAUUAUCAAGUAGAGAGGAUCCGAGACGGCAACUCUUACGCGACCCGAUCGGUUAAAGCAAUCCAACAAUCCCGUUGCAUUUUUAGUUUGCUCAUUUCCUUUCAUCGGCCAGAAAUCAAGCAACCAAGCUUUCAAGUCAAGAUUGAUUUAAGCAGCGUUAUUGCCCCGGAGAAUUGUCAACCUCUUGAAGCAUCCCUGCAACAUCAUAUCAACGUAAAAAGGGAUUCACUCCCGCCGAAUGUUUCAGAUUAUAUUGAGCAGCUAAUCAAACAAAUCAAAGCCAACGCGGUUGAGCAUCGGGACACUCGUUCAGAGCAAUAUCAUUCAAAAAUUCAUGGCUCAUCUCAGGCGUAUUGGUUUCGAGCUCGUGCCAAGAUACGCUCUGAUCCCGUAUACCACAAAAUGAUACUUGCGUAUGCGUCGGAUUUCGGGUUUAUUGACACCGUCCGGAUCGGUAUGGGGUUGCACUCUCCUGGAGGGCCUAGGCCCAGAGCAUCCAUGCUUGUUUCAAUCAGUCACUCCAUGUUUUUCUAUGACCAGUUGAGACCCUCCUCACUUUCUCAUACUCUUGUCCCUUGCUCAGACUGUGGUUUCGAUGUCAGUGAAUGGAUGUUGUACAAGAUGGAAGCAGAAACUGCAAAGGAAGGCCGGGGCUUGGUUGUUGGUCGGAUUUAUGCGCGUGAUGGCAGACUAAUCGCAGUUUGUGCUCAAGAGGGCGUGGUGCGCGCCGAGGCGGAAGUCCAGGAGGCUGGUGCGAAAUUGUGA